Molecule: messenger RNA, 916 nt
Organism: Opisthocomus hoazin
Lineage: Eukaryota; Metazoa; Chordata; Aves; Opisthocomiformes; Opisthocomidae
Gene: GPX7
Product: glutathione peroxidase 7
Biological process (GO): response to oxidative stress
Molecular function (GO): glutathione peroxidase activity
Source: RefSeq, a predicted model, not a curated record
GCAGCAUGCUAGAUCCGGAGGGCAGUGCGGAGCACAAGCCUGCCUCUGCCUUCCCCAGGGUUUGCCUCAUCCCUCUCGCCAUGCUCCUUGCAAUCGCAGCACUCCUGCUCCUAGCGUUUUCCGCUACGCGGCAGAAAGAGCCCGAUUUUUACACUUUCAAAGUUGUAAAUAUCAGGGGCAAACUAGUUUCUCUGGAGAAAUACAGGGGCUCGGUGUCACUAGUUGUCAACGUUGCAAGUGAGUGUGGGUAUACAGAUAGCCACUACAAGGCCUUACAACAGUUACAGAGAGACCUCGGCCCAUACCAUUUCAAUGUGCUGGCAUUCCCAUGCAAUCAGUUUGGGCAGCAAGAACCAGACACUGACAAAGAAAUAGAGAGUUUUGCACGAAAGACUUACGGUGCCUCCUUUCCAAUGUUCAGCAAAAUUACAGUCAGUGGAGCCGGUGCAAUUCCUGCCUUCAAGUACUUAAUUGAUUCUACAGGAGAAGAACCAACCUGGAACUUCUGGAAAUACCUGGUGGACCCCAAUGGGAAAGUAGUAAAGGCCUGGGACUCUACUGUCACUGUUGAAGAAAUAAGACCUUAUGUUACAGAACUUGUAAGGAAAAUCAUCCUGAAGAAGAAAGAUGAAUUAUGACUUUCAAAAAUCCCAGCAUGCCAAUUACAUUUUGAUUGAGAAUUAGGGCUGGACUUUGUCUUUUCACAUUCCUAAAGAGAGUAUAUGGGGAAGGGAAAUUAUGACCAGUAGAAUCUAUAUUCACUGUACUAAGAAUGUAGAAAACAGCAAGCUAGCAUGGUCAAAGUAAUUUAAAUUUUUACUCCAACUGUAUUGAGUUUGACCUUUCUGGAAAAGAAGAACUCAUCAGCAAUUGUUUCUUUCCCAAUUCAAAUUAUUAAUUGUUGGUAACACUAUAG